Messenger RNA from Candida tropicalis MYA-3404, 855 nucleotides. It is a transcript of the gene PRR2, whose product is annotated as Prr2p. The record is from RefSeq and is a predicted model, not a curated record. NCBI's taxonomy places the organism in Eukaryota, Fungi, Ascomycota, Pichiomycetes, Serinales, Debaryomycetaceae. Gene Ontology annotation, biological process: protein phosphorylation; intracellular signal transduction. Bases 1 to 855 code for a protein of 284 amino acids. Gene Ontology annotation, molecular function: ATP binding; protein serine/threonine kinase activity. The transcript has a single exon.
AUGGUUCUUAAGAAUAUAUUCAAACGUGAUGACAAAGUCAAAUUUUCCAAGAAUGACACCAAAGUAUCUAUACUAGGAAAAGGAGUAUCAGGAUCAGUGGAGUUGUAUCAAUCAAAAUCAAAUCCAGAAUUCAAAUAUGCAGUGAAAAUAUAUCAUAGUAGAGAAUCUUAUGAAAACAAGAAAGAUUAUAAAGUUAGAAUCCUUCAUGAAUAUAAUAUUAUAUCCCAAAUAAGUCAUCCAAAUAUAAUACGGGCAUAUGAUUAUGAUGUUUCCCUAUCUGGCUCAAUCAUCAAAGUGUUUCUAGAGGCAGGAUCACUGAACCUAUUCCAGCUUUUAAAACCACCAGUUGAUAUCAAUGAAAUGCUUGAUAUUUGGAAACAAAUAGUACUGGGAGUAAGUUAUCUUCACCAUGAAAAUGUCUGUCAUCGAGAUCUCAAACUAGAAAAUAUCGUGUUCAACUCAAGUCAUAGUCAAAUCAAGAUUAUAGAUUUUGCAACGGCUCAGAAACUCACUAAUGAUAACUCAGAGUCCGUUGGAUUGGUUGGAUCCGAGAAAUAUGCCUCGCCCGAAAUGUACACGUCAAUAAAAUAUGACGGAAAACUUGCCGAUGUUUGGUCAUUGGGGAUUAUAUUAUAUUAUCUCCUAGUAAGGAAGUUACCAUGGAGUCUGGCCACAUGGAAUAACCCGGAGUAUCAACAAUACUCCUCCUCCUCAAAUCGCACGGCAAUAUUUGAUAAUGAAUACCCACCAUCAUUAGUUCAAAUAACGAGUCAAAUUCUUGAACCUAACCCACAACUUAGAGUCAAUUGUGGAGAUAUACAAAAGUUUAUAGAGCAGAUAAGCAACAAACUCUGA